UGUCUCUCCUGAUCCGAUUUAUAUGAUUGUAAACGGCAAUCUUUUCAAAUACAUAAUCCCAGAGAUAAUAUAAAAACAACAAAAUUAAUAUUUACAAGUUUACUUACAUUAUCCACUUAAUCCGCAGAACACAGUCAUGCUACUGAAAAUUUCACCGAUUUUGAAAUUAAUCCUCUGUUUUUUCAUUGGCCAUUCUUACGGCGCUAACAUUUUGGGAAUUAUACCUAGUGCUUCGUUUAGCCAUCAAUUAGCUUAUAUGAAAUUAUGGCAAGAAUUGUCUUUAAAAGGACACCACGUUACUGUUUUAACUACAGAUCCCCAAAGAAACGCCUCAUUAGUCAACCUAACGGAGAUCGAUCUCAGCAUUGGCUACCAAUUCAUCAAAGAAAAAUAUAAUUGGUCGAAAAUCAUUAUCGACCAAACCAAUCCGUUUACUUUUUUGAAACAAAUGUUGCACAUGAUGUACGAAGCUACGGAUUUGUAUUUGGGACUACCCGAAGUUCGUGAUUUAAUUCACGAUAGGAAUAAACGGUUCGAUUUGGUGAUGGUCGAAGGCAUUUUUCCUGAAUGGUUAAUUUUCGGAGAAAUUUUUAACGCUCCCACUGUCUCGCUGAUGUCGCUUGAAGGCACUGUUCAGGUUCAUAGAAUGUUUCAAAAUCCUACUAAUCCUGUUGUUUAUCCAGAAGUAUAUAUACCUUUUGUCGGCCAACUUAACUUCAAGGAAAGACUAAUUUCCACAUUAUUAAGUUGGAUCUUUGACUACAUAAAGUCUCAAUACACAUUAAGAAGACAAGGAGUUAUAGACAAACAUUUUGGGAACAUGUCUGUCUCUAUAGAAUCUCUUACUUCAAAACCUAGUUUACUAUUCUUAUGUGUGAAUCCAAUUUUACUUAUUCCACGUCCAUAUUCACCCAGAACGAUUGUCGUUGGUGGUAUGACUAUACAGGAUCCAAAUAAACUUCCUCAGGAUGUACAGGAAUUUCUGGAUUCUGCUAAAAACGGUGCUAUACUAUUUAGUCUAGGAAGCAACGUUAAAUGCGAGGAUUUGGGAGAAGAAACAGUGACAAGCUUUUUAGAAGUCUUAAGUCAGCUUCCUUAUAAAGUUAUGUGGAAGUUUAAUAAUCGAGAAAACCGCAUAAUUCCGCACAAUGUUAAAAUUUAUGAUUGGCUGUUUCAACAGGAUAUUCUACGUCAUCCAAAUGUAAAACUUUUUAUCAAUCAAGGUGGAGUCCAGAGUCUAGAAGAAGCAAUCUUCUUCUCAGUGCCUCUAGUCGGUAUUCCUGUCUACGCAGACCAGGAGAGCAACGUGAAACGACUACAACUCAAAGGCGUUUUGAAAAGAGUCUCCAUCAAGCCAAGACUGGAUCCCAAAGAGUUUAAAAACGCCAUUUUAGAAGUUAUGUCUAACCAGACGUAUGUCGAUAACAUGAAGAGAUUGAAUGAAUUGUGGAUGGAUCAGCCAAUGAACGGGAUAGACAAAGCAAUAUGGUGGACGGAGUACGUUAUCAGGCACAAAGGUGAAGUGGAUCAUAUGAUUAAUAAGGCUGAGAUCAAUACACCGUUUUAUCAGUUUUAUUUACUCGAUAUUUUUGGAUUAAUAUUUAUUUUAUGUUUUACUCUACUUUCUUUGACUGUUUUUUUGUGUAUACGAUUUUUAAGAUGUAGCUUUAGAAUAGCAGCCUAUUUACGGCAAGAACAUGGGCAAUUGCAGCUAACGGAGAAGACUUGA
Molecule: messenger RNA, 1729 nt
Organism: Sitophilus oryzae (rice weevil)
Lineage: Eukaryota; Metazoa; Arthropoda; Insecta; Coleoptera; Curculionidae
Product: UDP-glucuronosyltransferase 2B9-like
Exons: 6
Coding region: 137-1729 (530 amino acids)
Molecular function (GO): UDP-glycosyltransferase activity
Source: RefSeq, a predicted model, not a curated record